Messenger RNA from Saxophila tyrrhenica, 1494 nucleotides. RefSeq lists its product as uncharacterized. The record is from RefSeq and is a predicted model, not a curated record. Bases 1 to 1494 code for a protein of 497 amino acids. Lineage: Eukaryota; Fungi; Ascomycota; Dothideomycetes; Mycosphaerellales; Extremaceae. Gene Ontology annotation, biological process: transmembrane transport. Gene Ontology annotation, cellular component: plasma membrane. The transcript is spliced from 4 exons. Gene Ontology annotation, molecular function: transmembrane transporter activity.
AUGUCUUCCAAACCCGCAUCCACCAGCGAGAAAUGCUCCAGCAUCGAUAUGCCUGCUUCUGAAGAUCCUGAGAAAGCCACUGCUGAUCCUGCAAGAACUCAAUUGGAACAGACGGUCGACGAAGACGCCAACGUGAUCUCCUGGGACGGACCAGACGAUGCCGCCAACCCUCUCAAUUGGUCCUUGGCGAAGAAGUCCGUCAACAUCGCCAUACUCUCGGCGAUGACAUUUUUGACUCCGCUCGCUUCGUCGAUGUUCGCUCCGGGUGUGCCUGAGGUAAUGAGGGAGUUUGGAUCCGAGAGUAGCUGGUUUACACUGCUGACAUCUCCCAAGAUAAUCGCCCCUCUAUCCGAGCUAUACGGCCGCAUCCCAGUGUACCACCUCUGCAACGCCGGCUACAUCUGCUUCACCAUCGGCUGCGCUCUCGCCACCAAUCUGCCCAUGCUGAUCGGCCUGCGCUUCCUUCAAGGCUGCUGGAGCAUAGCACCUCUCACCAUCGGACCUGGCACGAUCGCCGACCUGGUGACGACCGAGCGAAGAGGGACGGCGAUGUCGUUGUGGUCAUUAGGCCCGCUUCUUGGUCCGACGGUGGGACCCAUCGCGGGUGGUUUCUUGUCAGCUGCCGCCGGUUGGAGGUGGAUCUUCUGGCUGCUGGCCAUAGCAACAGGAGUCACCUCAUUGACGGCUCUCAUAUUCAUGCGCGAGAGCUACGCAACAGUCCUUCUCGAGCGAAAAGCACAGCGUCUGCGCAAAGAAACGGGCAACACAGACCUCCGUUCGAAGCUCGACAUGGGCCUCAAUCCGAAGCAGCUGUUCCUCCGCGCCAUAGUCCGGCCGUCAAAGUUGCUGCUGCUCUCGCCAAUCUGUGGCAUAAUGUCGCUGUACAUCGCCAUCGUGUACGGAACGCUUUACGUACUCUUUACCACGUUCACCUAUGUCUUCGAGGAAAACUACGGCUUCUCCCAGUCCACCGUCGGCUUGGUGUACCUUGGCAUAGGCGUUGGCAUGAUGUUCGGUUUAGGCUUCUUGAUCGCGACUUCCGACCGCAUCCUGAAGAAGCUCGCUGCGAAGAACAAUGGCCAGUACAAACCUGAGUAUCGGUUACCGCCACUGCUGUACUCGGGGUGGGUUCUCCCAGUUGGAUUGUUCAUAUAUGGGUGGACUGUACAGUACAAAAUCCAAUGGGCGGUGCCACUCGUAGGUACAGCCUUCUUCGGUGCUGGCCAGGUGCUAAACUUUAUGGUCAUCAACACUUAUCUGGUAGACACCUUCACCAGAUAUGCAGCAUCAGCCGUAGCAGCUUCGACAGUACUCCGAGCAAUCCUCGGCGCAGUACUGCCACUGGUCGGCUUGCCAAUGUACGACAGGCUUGGCUAUGGCUGGGGAAACACCUUACUAGGCUUCGUGGCCCUUGCCUUGUAUCCGACGGCUUUCGUACUGUACUUUUACGGCGAGAAAAUCCGAACGCAUCCCAAGCUUCAGAUGCAGCUAUGA